Drosophila novamexicana is the source of this 1576-nucleotide messenger RNA. RefSeq names its product inhibitor of growth protein 1. NCBI's taxonomy places the organism in Eukaryota, Metazoa, Arthropoda, Insecta, Diptera, Drosophilidae. Gene Ontology annotation, cellular component: nucleus. Bases 193 to 1452 code for a protein of 419 amino acids. The record is from RefSeq and is a predicted model, not a curated record. The transcript has 3 exons. Gene Ontology annotation, biological process: positive regulation of DNA-templated transcription.
AUGCACAUACACAAAUACAGGCGUACAGUCGCAACAUCUUAAAAAAUUGAAACUUAUAUUUUGCAGCGUAAAAACUUAUUUGGCCAAUUUGCAUAUAGCUAAUUUAAAGUUUCAUUGUAAUGAACGAUACCGCUGUGUUGAAUUCAAUGUCGUAGGGCCGCAGAUAGCAAGUAUUUUACAAGAAAUCACAACAUGAUUGCAUCCGAAUCGGAGGCUAUAAACUCGGCCACUUAUGUGGAUAAUUAUCUUGAUUCCGUGGAGAAUCUACCUGACGAUGUUCAACGCCAGUUGUCUCGCAUACGUGAUAUAGACGUGCAGUACCGAGGACUAAUACGAGAUGUGGAUCACUACUAUGAUCUUUAUGUGCUGCAUCAAAACUCGCCAGACACAAACCGCCGAUGUCGUUCCAUAGCGCGUAUGCACCAAAGCUUAAUACAGGCACAGGAACUGGGUGAUGAGAAAAUGCAGAUUGUUAAUCUCCUACAGGAGAUAAUAGACGGUAAAGUCAGACAAUUGGACACAGAUCAGCAGAAUCUCGAUUUAAAGGAGGAGCGGGAACGUUACGCGCAGCUUGACGAUGGCCCGCCAUCAAAGAUUCAGAGGUUACAGAGUCCAAUGUGUGAUCAGGGCAACAGUGCGGGAAACAACGUGUUAAAUAGUAGCGGACUGGGCAACUCAACUAACUCCGUUGCCAAGGACCAUUAUGGAGGACUGCCUUUUGGUGCUGUCAUGGGCGUAACAGCUUCUGGCGGCGGCAUAAGUGGCAAUGGAGGAGGUUCAACGCCGACGUACGAUCGUUCGAGCCACUUGAACAGCAGUGGCAACGGCUUCAAUGGCACCUUUUGUGGCAGUAAUAGCGAGCUCCAGCGUUCAGGAAGUAAACGUUCACGACGACGCAACGAAAGUUUACCCAACAAUGGCAGCUCCACCGAAAUGGGCGGCAAUGAAUCGAAUUCGGCUAACGAAGCUGGUAGUAGUGGGAACGGAACUAGUGAUCGGAAGGCUUCUAUGGGCAGUUCCGGUGGCUUGGGCCAACGUAAAAGCCAAGUGCAGUUAUCAAGUGGAGGUGUUGCUAGUGGCACAGGUGGCGGUACCGGCAAUGGCGGUGGCAGCAAUUCUGGCAAAAAGAAGAAACGCAAAGUGCGUGGCGCGGGCGCUUCGAAUACAGCGACGAAUGCUCGUGAAGAAACGCCUCCGCCAGAACCCAUCGAUCCAGACGAGCCAACGUACUGCGUCUGUAAUCAGAUUUCUUUUGGGGAAAUGAUACUCUGCGACAACGACCUGUGCCCCAUUGAGUGGUUCCAUUUCUCGUGCGUUUCCCUUGUGCUGAAGCCAAAGGGCAAGUGGUUUUGUCCAAACUGUCGCGGUGAGCGGCCAAAUGUCAUGAAGCCGAAGGCGCAAUUUCUUAAGGAACUCGAGCGCUACAACAAGGAAAAGGAGGAGAAAACUUAAAUUAUCUUGUUAUAAAAGUUUUGUGUUAAACACUUAGCCAUUACAAUUAGACCAGGGCUCAGCACUAUGUACAUUAUUCGCUUCUUAAAAUGUAGUUAAUGUAAACACCCUUUCACAAACGGAA